Molecule: messenger RNA, 4817 nt
Organism: Misgurnus anguillicaudatus (oriental weatherfish)
Lineage: Eukaryota; Metazoa; Chordata; Actinopteri; Cypriniformes; Cobitidae
Source: RefSeq, a predicted model, not a curated record
AAUUUCGAUACAAAGGAAAUCAAUCUUAAACUGGUGGAAUUCUUCUUCUUUCGUUUUUCGGUUUACAAAUUCCACUUUCUAAAUCGAGAUAAGGCAUGAUGCCUACACAACUGGCUUUAAAAGGGGAUGAGAGCUGAGACUCUCAUUGGUUAAUUGCACGUUAUGCCCAAAACACAUCCAUUACGAGAAUAGGAACGACCCUUUUAGACUGUGCGCUUGGCGCAUAAACCAUUUUCCUGUCGUUAAUUGGCAAAAGUGGAAUCGGACACGCCCAUUUAGACCGUGCGGUGUACGCUUUAGACAGUGCACUUAAAAUAGGGCCAUACGUCUGCUCGAUCUGUGGAGAGAGAUUCACUAAUGUAAGACCUCAUCAGAAGAAACAUACUGAAGAACAAACUGAUCUGUGAAAAAGACUUUGGGUUGAAAAUAACACAGCAUUAUUAAAGUGUAAAACUAAUAAAUAAAACAAAUGACUCUGCUGUACUUACAUUUACAAAUGUUAUGUUAUUAAGAGCCAUUGUUUGUGUUAUGUAUUUAUUAACUGAUGUAACAAGCAAAACGUGUCUCUUAAAGGAUGAGAUCUGAUUUUAUUCUAAUAAAUGAUCAAAUACUUGCUAAGAGAAAGAAUUAUAUUUAGUUUAACAUCUCCAGUAGAUAGCAGUAGAGUCACACUGUGAAUACAUCUGAAGGAUGCUUUAAAGGCAGCUCUGUUUCGUGCCCUUCAUUUGGCAACUUUUAAAGGAUGAACGAGCUGUGGGAGCAUCAACCCCUGAAUUGGGAUCCGUCCAUGGUUCCUUCUUCACAGCCUUGGCUAUCCCAAGAUUCAAUACGCGCCUGUGACAUCCGGGUAUUUUGAUAAAAACAUUCAGAACUGUAGUUGAAUACAAUUUUUGCGAAUUUAAAAAGUGUAUUGGCUGUUGAAAAUGAUGAGAUUUGUUAACAGGUAAAUGAAUGAAGUGUUGAGCGUCUUCUCUCUCCAGUACAGCAGGAGGCGCUGCAGCUCUUUAGUACACAAAUAAACUCACUAAAGAAAGAGAGCGGGCUGUUGUUUUUUUUUGUAUCCUCGUUGUUUUUCUCUCUUGAGUGUUUUAUUGAGAGUAAACAGAGUCUUGUCUCUGUGUAUUUUAGUAUUGAUGAUGAGAUGGAUGUGAUGUGCUGUAAAUCAGUAGGAACUGAUCUGUCUAUGCUGGAUAUUGAUGAUUUUAUCACAGAAAUCUCUCAGCUGAAGAAAGAGGUGGCGUUACUGGAGAUAAAGCUGAGAUUAAGAGGAGAUGAAGGACUGAAGAGAGAGGAUGGGGUUUGUUGUGAAUCUUCAGGGUAUGUGACUGUUUGGAGCUCCAGUGAAUGUCUGGAUUCAGUGUGGAUGAGCAGAGAUCAGAGCCGCACACCACAGUCACUGCUGGAUAAACUCUCUGAAGAGACAUCCAGACACACACAGGACUCAGAUCUCAGUCUGUCUUUACUCUCUUAUACUGAGUCAAAGCCCACAGACGCUCAGGACACUACAGUGUGUGACAGUAAACAGAGCUUACAGGAGGAUCAAACCUCCACAGAGUCUCUGGAUUCUGUCUGUAACGCUGGAGAACAGCAGCAGAUCCUGCAGACCAAACUCAAGAUGUGUUCAGUUAAACCGAUGGACAGUGGGAACCUGAUGAUGAAGAUGAGUAGAGAAACUACAGCAGAUGAAGAUCACACUGAGGAAGAUGAUGACAAUCAUGAUAAUUUUAUUCCUUCAGAUAAGAUCAGUGAUUCGUGUUUGGAUGGAGAAAUAACGUCUUUAUCGUCAAAAGAGCGACAGAUGGCACAAACUCUUUCCUGCAUCACCGAUGAAGAGACAUUGAGCUCACAGAGACUUUUAGAUAGAAAUGCAGAACAAAAACUCUUGACCUCCACCAGAUCUGAGAUCAGCUUCACUACCUUACAAAAGUCUAAACGUCAUCAUUCAAAAGUGCACAGAGAGAAGAAGAAGAAGAAGCACUUUCACUGUCAGCAAUGUGGGAAGGAUUUUGGCUUCUUAUCUCGGCUAAAAAUUCACGUGAGGACACACAGUGGUGAAAAGCCUUUCUACUGCACUGAAUGUGGCAAAUAUUUCAGCACCAAACAACAUCUUGAUUUUCAUCAGGGAAUUCACACUGGAGAGAAACCAUACGAGUGUCCUCACUGUGAGAAGAGAUUCAACCAAAAACAUUGUCUGAAUAGACAUAUGCGUAUACACACCAAUGAGAGACCGUAUCAGUGCAGUCAAUGUGGAAAAACCUUUAGGGAUUCAGGUGCAUUAAAAUCACACCAGAAUAUUCACUCUGAGGAGAAACGCUAUCAGUGUUCACACUGUGAUAAAGGUUUCAGUCAGAAAUAUAAUCUGAUUAUCCAUGAGAGAAUUCACACUGGAGAAAAACCUUACGUCUGCUCUCACUGUGGAAAGAGCUUCUCUGAUUCAAGUACUUUUAAAGUUCAUCAGAGAGUUCAUACAGGAGAAAAACCAUACAAGUGUCCUCACUGUGAAAAGAGAUUUAGACAAAACCAGAAUCUGAGGACACAUUUGUAUAUACACACCAAUGAAACACCGUAUCAGUGCAGUGAAUGUGACAAAACCUUCAAGGAUUCACGUUCACUAAAAAAACAUCAGAAUAUUCACUCUGAGGAGAAACUCUAUCAGUGUUCACACUGUGAUAAAGGUUUCGGUCUGAAAUAUCUUCUGAUUAUCCAUGAGAGAGUUCACACUGGAGAGAAACCAUACGAGUGUCCUCACUGUGAGAAGAGAUUCAGCCGAAAACAUCAUCUGAAGUCACAUAUGCUUAUACACACCAAUGAAAGACCGUAUCAGUGCAGUCAAUGUGACAAAACGUUUAAGGAUUCACGUUCACUAAAAAGACAUCAGAAUAUUCACUCUGAGGAGAAAUGCUAUCAGUGUUCACACUGUGAUAAAGGUUUCUGUCAUAAAUCUAGUCUGAUAAUCCAUCAGAGAGUUCACACUGGACAAAAACCUUACGUCUGCUCUCACUGUGAAAAGAGCUUCACUCAUCCAAGUAGUUUUGAAGCUCAUCAGAGAGUUCACACUGGAGAAAAACCUUACGUCUGCUCUCAAUGUGGAAAGAGCUUCAAUAAUCUAAGUCAUUUUAAAGUUCAUCUGAGAAUUCAUACAGGAGAGAAACCUUACGUCUGCUCUCACUGUGGUAAGAGAUUUAAAAAUUCAACUGAGCUCAGAGUUCAUCAGAGAGUUCACACUGGAGAGAAACCUCAUCACUGUACUGUUUGUGGAAAGAGUUUUAGUUAUCGUCAAAGUUUAGUGAGACACCUGAGAACUCAUACAGGUGAAAAACCUUACAAAUGUUCCCAGUGUGAGAAGACUUUUACUAACCCAGAUUCCUUAAAAGCCCAUUUGAGAGUUCAUACGUGAGAGAAACCUUACGGGCCCUAUCAUACACCCAGAGCAAUGGGCAACGCAAGUGCUCUUCACUAGUUUCAACCCAUCGCAAUGAUCAAUUUCACAUUUAGUGCCGCGUUGUUUAAAAAGCAAAUGCAUUUGCGCACAAUUUUGCACCCAUGGGCGUUCUGGUCUGAAAAUGAGCCAUGUGAACUUCAGGCACAUUCUUGGUGCGUUGCUAUUUUGAGGCAACUAAAAUAGACUACACCAUUGACCAACUAAAACCUGGUUUAAAGUCAAUGGCGCAAUAUUGUUUUUGUUAUUUAAUGAGCGUGUUAGUAAUACGGCACAGUGCGUGUUUGCUUAUCACACCCGUGGAUGCGCAGCAGGACACAACCCUUUUAUAAUAUGAAAAGUUAAAGGAUUAAAAUGUAAAAGAUUAUUAUUGAGUCUCUUGGACUUAAAUGAGGACCGAUUAUGAGAUGUUAGAAGGUGUAAAGAGCUGCUUGACCUGUAGCUUGGUAAGAAAUUGUUUUGCUUUAAACACAUACUUCUGUUUUAAAAUGUUUUUUAAAUGCUACCUCACGAAUUUGUACCUGUGGAUAUGGUGAGAUAAGAAACAUUUUUAAGUAAUGCUUUAAAAAAAACAUGGCGCUGUCCGAGUGCUGAAACGGUUCUCUGCAUGUUUGUAAAUUCUUUAUCUUCUGUUUGUUACAAAUAAAGUAUUUUUAAAGUACAAACCUUUUCUUGCAUAUCUGCAGAUUUUAUUACACUGAUUUUGUAAGAUAUCUGUCACAGGGUGACUUAGGGGGAAACCAAAAAUAGAGAGGAGAGGUUCCGCCCGGAGCAAUUUUUUUCUAAACCCCCGUUUACUUCCUGGGUUUCCAUGGCAGCGAAAUUAGGUCAGAUUCAUCACAGGUGUGCAAAGGAGGCAGCAAUUAUUGACUGAGCGGGCGAUAUGAUUAAUGCAGAUUUAAAAGACGGGCUGAAGAAGCAGAAGCGGUCGAUUUCGGGCGAGUGAACUUCCGCCUUGGGCAACUCAGCAAACACCCGCCUCCGAAGAGUUCGCAGGCCCCGCUGAUCCGGCGACCGCUAGAAAACGGGCGGAAAGAGUGCGGGGCUGGUCCGGGCGAAAGGACGGCGUGGUCGUGUGAAGGAAGUUCAGUUGUUGGGCUCGUUUGCUGCUUUUUUGGUGCGCUUGCUGUUGGGCUGUUUUUCCUCUCAGGCUGAAGCUGGCGUGGCUGUGUGGGACGAAGAAAACCAUAGUGGCUGGAAGACGAUUGGAGAUUACUGGAAACUGAAACGAAACAAAAGGAGAAGCGGAGUUUAGCGUGAGUGUUUGCCAUAAUGAGGAUAUUGUGGCAUAAGUGAAAUCGCUGUGCAACCCUGUUGGGGGAAGAAACGCCUCGUUCCGUGUGGCCGGAAAUAAUCGCCUGUGUGGAUCAAAGAGGAG